Molecule: messenger RNA, 2790 nt
Organism: Melozone crissalis (California towhee)
Lineage: Eukaryota; Metazoa; Chordata; Aves; Passeriformes; Passerellidae
Gene: SUDS3
Product: SDS3 homolog, SIN3A corepressor complex component
Exons: 12
Coding region: 1-1005 (334 amino acids)
Biological process (GO): negative regulation of transcription by RNA polymerase II
Cellular component (GO): Sin3-type complex
Molecular function (GO): histone deacetylase binding
Source: RefSeq, a predicted model, not a curated record
AUGAGCGCGGCCGGGCUCGUGUCCGCGCCGCCCGCAGCCCCGCCGGGGCCGCCCGCCCCCGCCAUGGCCCCCGCGCCCGACUACUACGAGGAGGAGGAGCUGGAGAGCGCCGAGGAGGAGGACGGCGAGCGGAGCGCCCGGGCCCGCGACUCCGACGAGGACACUGAGGACGCCAGUGAAACAGACCUGGCAAAGCACGAGGAGGAGGACUUUGUAGAAAUGAAAGAGCAGAUGUAUCAGGACAAACUGGCAUCUCUGAAGAGGCAGUUACAGCAGCUGCAGGAAGGUACUCUUCAGGAAUAUCAGAAAAGGAUGAAGAAGUUGGACCAGCAGUACAAAGAAAGGAUAAGAAAUGCAGAACUGUUCCUGCAGCUGGAAACAGACCAGGUGGAGAAAAAUUAUGUGAAGGAAAAGAAAGCAGCAGCAAAGGAGUUUGAAGAUAAGAAAAUUGAGCUUAAGGAAAAUCUGAUAGCAGAGUUGGAAGAGAAGAAGAAGAUGAUUGAGAAUGAAAAGCUAACCAUGGAAUUAACAGGAGAUUCAAUGGAAGUGAAGCCCAUCAUGACGAGGAAACUGAGACGGAGACCAAAUGAUCCAGUUCCCAUCCCAGACAAGAGGAGGAAACCUGCCCCUGCUCAGCUAAAUUAUUUGUUGACUGAUGAGCAAAUAAUGGAGGACCUAAGAACGCUGAAUAAGCUUAAAUCACCCAAGAGACCAGCCUCCCCCUCCUCUCCUGAGCACCUCCCAGCAACACCAGCAGAGUCUCCAGCACAGAGGUUUGAAGCUCGGAUAGAAGACGGCAAGCUCUACUAUGACAAGAGAUGGUAUCACAAGAGCCAAGCUAUUUACCUGGAGUCGAAAGAGAACACAAAGAUCAGCUGUGUGAUCAGUUCUGUGGGAGCCAACGAGAUCUGGGUGAGGAAAACCAGCGACAGCACCAAGAUGAGGAUCUACCUGGGGCAGCUGCAGCGGGGCGUGUUCGUGAUCCGCCGGCGCUCGGCCACCUGACCCUGCUCUGCCCUGUCCUGGUUUCUGUCACAUCACCAAACCUCUGCCAGGGGCUCACAGGCUGCUCACUCCUCCCUGCAGCAGGGAACAGUCCUGACCUCUGACAAGACACUUUGUGGCUGGCCACAUGAUCCCCAGUAGUCCUUAAACCUUUAGUGAUGCCCAAGCACUGCCCUGGACUAUUUCUGGAUUUUGCAUCAAGCUUCUGUACGCUCUCUCUUUGUAUUUUGGGUGACUGUUUGAGAAGACUUGGCAUCAUCCUCCUUUUUGUUGUUGUUUUGUGGUGCACAGAUGGGACUCUUGUGUCAAAAACAUCAUCAUCAUGUUUCUGUUGGGAGUCAGACCAGUGGAAGAAGCUUUGCUUGUCGAGGCCUGAGGUUAUUUGUGCUUUUUUGGCCUUGUUUUCCUGCAAGGCUCAGGAUUUUGGGCAAAAGAUGAAUCCUGCCAGGUUUCAGCUGCAGCUGAGAGAUGCCUCCAGAAUAUCUGGUGUACAACAUCAGCUUUAUUGGAUGGACUGUUGAAAGACUGGAGACUUUUUUAGGAUGGUGGGAACAGCUCAGAAGCUGCUGAAAUACAAUGAUUUUAAUGUAGCUCAGAGUCACGCGUGGUUAGUCAGAAGCUUCCGUUUCUCUUCACAUUAAAAACUCCUUCAAUGAACAAGCAGAGUAUGUCUGUUUGCUGAUCUAAUUAGCUGGGAUAGGUGGAUGACUAAAUUAAAGGACUAAUUACCUGGAUUUUGCAGAUAGCAAGGCUGUAUGAACUCUGUGUGUGUCUGUAACCACUCAGAGAUGUAAAGAGGCAAACGAUCAAUUUCACUUUUUCCACUGAUGCUCAGAAUCACAGGUUAUGGUGGGAUCCUGCUGACAGGAGAUCUGUAAUAUCCUCCCAAGGAUCCUGGCACAGAGUAGGAAGCGGCCUUGUCAUGCUGUUAGCUGGAGCCUUCAUUUCCUGAGAUGUUCUUCAAAGAGCUUCUCUUGAGGGCUGUUUUAAUUGCUGGAGGUAACACUGGGUUUCUACACUUGCCCUCCUGCAGCACAAGUGAAAAUGCCCAAAUAAUGACAUUAAGGUGCUCCCUAGGUGAUUAAAGAUCUGCCUCUGGCAUUCCUUUAUUAUUCCCAGUCCUUUGCUGAUGGCUGGAAGCACCAAUGCCAUGUGUGACUGCCUUGGCAGGAGCCACAUGGUGCCCUGGCAGUGCUGUCACAUCUCCACCUUCUGUGCAGAACAACUCAGUGCUCCUUUUGAUUACUAGUCAAAAAGUUGUAAUUCCUGCCUUUCUCAAUCUCUCUUACUUUGAAGCAUCUUUUGAGGUUUUGCUUUUGAGCUGCCUUCCUGUUAACACCCAUCCAGCCCUGCCUUUCUUUGGUGUGUGGAUCAGUGCAGUCCAGGGAAAGGAGUUGCAAGGGCUGUGCCCAUCCUUUCCUGCAGUUGGGUGGCAGUCACAUCCCAAAAACUGCUGCCUCUACGUGGGUCUGGAGUGGAGUGUGAUGGCUGAGCUCCUGAUGUGACUGAGACACCUGACUUGAUUUUUGCUGAGUUUUGAGGAUCUGGAGCUCUGGCAAGGCAGGAGAGGGUGUUUCCCACCCUUGACAAUGUGCCAUCCCUGCUGCAGCUUAGGCAGCCAAAUGCAGCAGGCUGGAUUUUGUCAAGUUAACAGCUUACUUAAUAUAACUUAACAUUCUCUGCACAUGUCACAGGUUUUUGAUAAGGUGAUGAUGUACCAGGCAGGAUUUGUCACUGAGUCUUUAAAUGAACAUCGUUCUAAUAAUAAAAAGUGCUGAGGAAGUA